Molecule: messenger RNA, 423 nt
Organism: Linnemannia hyalina
Lineage: Eukaryota; Fungi; Mortierellomycota; Mortierellomycetes; Mortierellales; Mortierellaceae
Source: the annotation of a GenBank genome assembly
AUGGACGUCGUCAGAAUCACCCAAGCUUUGAGACAGCAGCAGCAGAACCCAGGACGCCUCAACACCACCCGCACCGGUGGUGGCUCGUCCCUCGUCGCUGCUUCGGCUGGCCCAUCCACCACCGGCGAGACUCUGCAUAUCAACACAGCACACGCAAGCAUCGACAAUGGCGUUCAGACAACUCCCUGCUCAUCUCCUACCCCUUCCUCGGCUGGCGGUAACGGUGGUUCAGGAGGAGUAGGAGGAUCUAUCUCACCCUCGUCGUCGUUCUUCUCCUCGUUGGCCCACUUCUUGCCAGGUUCUGCUGGUGUUGCGGCGGCGGCUACUGUUGCUGGAGCGGCGGGGUCGUCGAAUGUGGGCGAGAUCGAGUCGCUCUUGUUGAGGUCCAUGCCCAUGUUCGGCAACCUCGUCUCACGAGACUAA